CGUAGCCAUAUUGGUUCAAGCACGCGUCACGAUGCGGGCCGGGUCUGCACGCCGCCUCCUGGACCAUCGACGCGUGUCGAGGUUUCCAACAUGCAGCAUGCGUUGUCGUGCACGGUUGCGCGGCGCUUCCACGGCUGCAGCUUCGAUGAGGAUCGGCGGCUAUAAGUUCCAUCCCCGAUUUGUUCGCGAAAAUCUGCUCGACGAGAAGUCGUGGGACGCCAGCUCUCGGCAACGUUUGUGCUUCGGCGUAUCGCCCGACAUUCAGGGGAGUGUCGAGCAGACUGGAGACGAUGGCGGGGUCGAGUGCCGUUUCGAAGAUGGUGCAGUCGGCUCUUUCGCGAUGCCGCCUGGCAGAAGCGCUGUGGAUAGCGACAUCGCCCAAGCACCUAAGCAGUCUUGGCCUGAGGAUCGCAAGAACUUUGUCGAGACAAUGCGGGCGGGGGCACUUGAUUUCUCCGCACUGGAAAUGGUUCGGCGGAACAGCCAGGACGUCGACCUUGGUUCCGCGUCGGAGGGUAUCCUAAAUUUCGUGUCGCCAACUGAGCGAACGGCCCUUCGGAAUUGGAUAGAGGCCCUUCACAGGGACGGCGUGGCGCUUGUCAAGAACAUGCCUGCGAAACCAGGGGCGCUCAAGCAGUUCGCAGAGACGAUAUUCGGCUACGUCUUGCCAACCGCGUAUGGCCAGACCUUCACGAUCAGGACCCGCUCCGAGCCGAACAAUCUGGCUUACUCCAACCUGGGCCUGCAGCUGCAUACAGACCUGCCGUACUACGACGUCCCACCGGCAAUCCAGCUUUUCCACUGCAUUCAGCAGGCGCGCCUCGGAGGGGGCAACGUCUUCGCCGACGGCUUCGCCGCGGCGCAGCAGCUCCGCGCCGCCGAGCCGGACAUGUUCGCGGAGCUGAGCUCCCGCGCGGUGCGGUUCCAGGACUCCACGCCGGCUUGGGAGUUGCGCGCCGAGCACCGGCUGCUCGAGCUCGGGAGCAACGGCACGGUGACGAGGGUCCACUUCAACGAGCGGGCGCGGGACUCCUGGAGCCAGUGGCGAGAGACUGACGAUGUCGACGACGUGGACUGCUUCUACCGCGCGCUGUCCCGGUACGAGAUUUUCCUGGAGGAUCCGGAAAACGCUGUGCACAUCAAGCUCCAGCCUGGCGAGAUGAGCGUGAUCGACAACUGGCGCGUCCUCCACUCGCGAGAGGGCUUCGAGGGAGAGCGCUGGUUGGAGGGCGGCUACGUGAGUUGGGACCAAGCCCACAGCCUGUGGCGUGUGUUGAAGCUGGUGUCCUGAACCAGGCGGGGUAUGAACACGAAGCCGAUGCGGCAUGCUGUCAUGUCAAGCAGUGGCGAAGCGUCCUGGCUUGCCUAUGGCCCACCACAGAAUAUUAUGAGAACCUUGCGCGGUUUGCACGACAUGCCAUGAUAACAUGUAUGGCUCAUAGAACAACCUCCUUCUAUAGAAGGAACAUGCCGCGAUAGGCCUUGAGGCAUGCCGGGACGGUCAGUCCCUGCUCAAUCGUGGGCGACAUGCGUGAGAGCACCCACCGUACCCGACGCGGAGACAGGCGUUCGCAGAGGCGCGUGCGGUAUGAUCCGCGGCCGCCGCCCUUCUGGCGGAGAUCUGUUGCAAAGGCCUUACGGUCGGUGCCGCCGACCCUGGUGGACGACGACGACAACGACGACGACGACAACGACGAUCACGACGACGACGCUAACGCUCUGGAGCCGAAUGCUUCUCCAAGGGAGUGAUGCUCGCGGCCGCCCUUCUGGCGGAGAUCCAUCUGCAGCGCAGUGGCGCUCUUGCCGGCCCCUGCCCGAGGAGAAGGAGGAGGUUCUGGCGGGAGUGCGGCGAUGGAGCGCGGCGCACGGUAGAACCCUGCGCCAGCCACGGGUACAGUCGCGCACUUGUCGUUGAAAUCUGCGCCGUCCCGAACGGCCUCCAGAAAGCCGAC
Molecule: messenger RNA, 1952 nt
Organism: Prorocentrum cordatum
Lineage: Eukaryota; Dinophyceae; Prorocentrales; Prorocentraceae
Source: the annotation of a GenBank genome assembly